This is a messenger RNA of Amphibalanus amphitrite, 3021 nucleotides long. RefSeq names its product chromodomain-helicase-DNA-binding protein 1-like. The annotation marks the transcript as partial. The record is from RefSeq and is a predicted model, not a curated record. The transcript is spliced from 12 exons. NCBI's taxonomy places the organism in Eukaryota, Metazoa, Arthropoda, Thecostraca, Balanomorpha, Balanidae.
CAAUGCGACAUCGACCUGAUCCUGCAGCGCGCCGAGACUCGCGAGGAUGAACCGGAGCACGCGCCGGGAAACGAGCUGCUCUCGGCGUUCAAGGUGGCCAGUUUCCAGGUGGAUGAGGACGAUGUUGCCACCCUUCCUUCCGCAGAGGAGAAGGCGGCUGCCGCCCCGCCGCCGGAUGAGAAAGACUGGGACGAGAUCAUCCCGUCGGACCUGCGGGAGAAGGUGGAGGAGGAGCAGCGACAGAAGGAGAUGGAGGACCUCUACCUGCCGCCGCGGUCACGGAAAACCGUCCAGGCGGCGACGGCAGAGGAGGAGGACGAGAGAGAGCAGCGGAGGAAGCGGCGACGAGACGCUUCUGACGCCGAGUCGGACUCUGAGCAGGCCAAGAAGCGGCCCAGGAAGAACAUGAAGGAGCGUGUCAAAGGAUUCACGACGGACGAGGUGCGUCGGUUCUUCAAGGCGUUCCGCCGAUUCGGCUGCCCGAUGGAGCGACUCGAGUCCAUUGCCACCGAGGCAGAACUGCAGGAGAAGCCCCAGUCCGAUCUGCGCCGACUGGGGGAGACGAUCCUGGCCAACUGUCACGAGGCUAUGCAGUCACAGAAAGAGGCGAAGGAUAACGGGACGGCGCCGCCGCCGGCCGCCGCGGAGACCGAGAACGGGGACGCGCAGAAAGGAGUGCGCAAGAAGCGCGAGUGCGGCCCGUCGUUCCGUCUCUCUGGCGUGGCCAUCAACGCCAAGACGACGCUGCAAACGCUGGAGGAUCUGGAGCCGCUGCACCGAGCCAUGCCUUCUGAUCCCAAACAGCGCCGUCACUGGCGCCUCGAGCCGCCCAACGGACGAGUCAAGGACACCCACUGGGACGUGGACUGGAGUAUCGAAGAGGACUCUCGACUCCUCCAGGGAGUAUACGAGUACGGAGUCGGCGCCUGGGAGUCCAUCAAGAUCGACCCGGCCCUCCGACUCGAGGGCAAGAUUCUGCUGGAGAAGGCAGAGUCAAAGCCUCAGGCCAAACAGCUACAGACGCGAACAGACUACCUGCUCAAGAUCCUCCGUAAGCAGCAGCUGCAGACACACCACGGGGGCGGCGGCUCCAAACGGGGCGGCAAGCGAUCGUCAACCGUCGGACGAACCAAGAAAGCCGUCAGUCGAGAAAUCAUCGACGACGACAUCUCAUCAGACGAGAACACCCAGAGCUCCCUCCCCUCGACGGCGGCCAAAGACGGCCAUAAGGAGCAUCAUCAUCAUCACAAGGAGCACCAUCAUAAGGAUCAUCACCAUAAGGAGAAGGACUCCAAGGAGGGUGCGGGCAAGGAGACGGCCAAGGAGCAGAAGGAGACUAAGGAGCCGGUGAAGAAGGAGGUGAAGAAGCGCCGGAAGAAGCCGCCGGCGCCUCCGAUGCACUUCACGGCCAACCAUGAGCCGGUACAAAUCAGCUCCACGGAGGAGCUACCCGAGAGCGUCUUCUUGGAGUGUAAGGAGAAGAUGCGCCCCGUGAAGCGCGCUCUGAAGGCGCUGGACAGUCCCGACCCGAGUCUGUCAGACGCCGAACAAGUGAACCACACCCGCCAGUGCCUGAUCCAGAUCGGCGCCCACAUCGAUCUCUGUCUCAAACAGCUGCAGCACGCCGACAAAGUCAAGGAGUGGCGCAGCAAUUUGUGGCACUUUGUGUCUCAAUUCACCGAGUUCGACCCUCGCAAACUGUACAAACUCUACAAGCACGCCGUGAAGAAGAUGGGCGGCUCGACGGCACCGGUGGCGGCGGCGGCGACCGCCCCGGCGUCACAUCAGCAUCAUCAUCACGAGGAGCGGGCUGUGUCUAAGGACCGGGACCGUCCCCACCACCACAAGGACAAAAAGAAACGAAAGCGGGACUCUCCAGACCCAGGCGGGGAGGGGGACCCCCGCUCCGCCGCCGCCGCCGCCGCCGCCGCCCCCGGGCGGACAGGGGACGAGCCGCCCUCGGCCGCUGCCGCCCCCGCCGCCACCGCCCACAGGCAUGGCGACGAUAACGACCGGGACCGGAAUAAACGGGACCGGCCCCGUCACAGCGACGACCGUCCGAACCGUGACGGCGGUCACGACCCGCGCCAGUCACGUGACCCCCGUGACCCGCGUGACGGCCGGGGCGGCGACCGGCGCGACUCGUGGAGACGCGAGUACCCGGCCGGAGCGGGCCACGGCAGUCCGGGCGGCCCCCACCCCGGCGGUCACCACAGAGAGGGCGGUUAUGGAGAGCAUAGAGAUGGAUACGGACGGGAUAGGGAUAGGUCCCGUGACCGAGACCGAGACCGAGACCGGGACUACCGCGGCGGUGACAACUACCACCACCAUCACCAUCACCACGGGGGAGGGGGCGGCGGCGGCGGCUACCGCGGCUGGCAACAGCACGGCCGGCCCGCCGGCUACGACCGGCACGGCUACGGCGGCGGAAACUACGGCGGCCGGCACUACGGCGGAGGCGAGGACAGGUGGCGAGACCGAGACCGGUCCGAUGAGAGGCCAGACCAGCGGCGGGACGACCGCCGGCCGCCGCCCACCAGUGGCUCAUAGCGACGGCACGGGCCGAGUGGUGAGCGGGAGAUUUAGGAUCAUUGAGGGCGUGUUCACUGCGCAUGGAUUGAAUGCAUGUAAGUGGACGCCUGUGAACGGACUGCGGGAUUGUGAACUCAGAACGUGGCUUUUUGUCGCGGGAACCUUUGUGUUGAUUAGGUUUGUGGCUCGCGGCGACUAGAAGUGCGGCGUUCGAGACGUGUUGACCCGCUACGACUGUUGAAUCAAUGAGUUGCGGCGGCCGUUAUGAAGUGAGACUCACCUCUUGUGACCUGGGACACCCAGCUGGGGGCUGAAGCCGCCCCGGGUUGGUCGCGUGACGCACCUGGCGUCACAUUAUGUGACGGUGUGACGUGUUACGAUGUGUGCCGACCGAUGGGGGUCCUGUAGGGGUAGCAGGCCGCGCUGACAACACUGUGAUAGGCCCCGGUUUGCGCGGCCGCCCCUCAAUAUACGGUACACAGCACAGAG